CAUGGUGACGUGUCAGAGAGUAACACUCAUGGAACAGGGAAUGAGGCGAAAGAGGCAGCGCCAGGCGCCCGGAGAGUCCGUGGUGCAAUGAAUCCCGCUGCGACCAGAUUCAGCCCACAAGAGAAUAAACCCAGCAGCACUCACGCUGGCUAAUUUUAGCUAAUAACCACUCUGCCUGAUUGCUGUGGCAGAAAGUGAGAGAUGGAUAUGGCUUCCUUAUUGUGGCAUUGAACUGUAUACAUACUUCCUGCUUGGACUGCUCUCGCAAUUCAAACCCAUCAUGACAGGCUCUACUUCCAAUGCCCACCACUGCCCCCAUCCCAAGGGAGCCAAAGGGGGCAGGUCAAGGAGCACUCAUGCACGGCCUGUCAGCACUGCCAACAACGGGGGCUCGGAAGAAGAAGACAAAGAUGGAGGGGUGCUUUUCCUCGUCAAUAAAAGUGGCUUCCCUAUCGAUGGGCAGACCUGGGAGAGGAUGUGGGUGCAUGUGGCAAAGGUGCACCCUGCAGGCAGAGAGAUGGUGGAGACAAUAAGGAAUGCUGCAUACCUGGCUAAACCUUCAGUGCCACCAGUGCCAAACUACAGGCUCUCCAUGUCUAUCCCAGAAUGGCUUCAGGCAAUACAGAAUUACAUGAAGAUGCUGCAAUACAAUCACACAGGAACUCAGUUCUUUGAAAUUAGGAAAACAAGACCUCUAAGUGGGUUAAUGGAGACGGCAAGAGAAAUGACCAGGGAAUCCUUACCUAUCAAAUGCCUUGAAGCAGUUAUCCUGGGGAUAUACUUAACCAAUGGGCAGCCUUCCAUGGAACGAUUCCCCAUCAGCUUUAAAACCCACUUCUCAGGAAACUAUUUUCAUCAUGUGGUGCUUGGGAUUUACUGCAAUGGCCGGUACGGGUCACUGGGCAUGAGCAGAAGAUCAGAUCUGAUGGACAAACCUUUGACCUAUCGAACUCUGACCGAUCUCGUCUUUGAAUUUGAAGAUUCCUAUAAAAAGUAUCUACAUUCAGUCAAAAAAGUAAAAAUUGGAUUAUACGUCCCACAUGAGCCACACAGCUUUCAGCCCAUUGAGUGGAAGCAGCUGGUCCUCAAUGUAGCAAAGAUGUUGCGGACAGACAUAAGGAAGGAGCUGGAGAAAUAUGCCAGGGAUAUGAGAAUGAAGAUUCUGAAACCCUCAAGUGCCCACUCUCCAAUCAAAGAGCGAUCACGAGGCAAGUCACUGUCCCCUCGCCGAAGGCAGGUCAGCCCUCAGAGACGGGUGUGCAGAAGAGACAAAUCGCCUGCAGUGAUGGACAAGAAAGUGGGUGAUCUCACUACAUUGAAUGAAGUGGGCUAUCAACUACGCAUCUAACAAAGCCAUAGGCCAGAUGGAGGGCUUCCAUGUACCCUGACUAUUUCUUCCAACUUGAUGAUGUGGUUUUACCAGCAUCCAGAGUAUUUUGGCUUACGUGGUUUAUCUGAACGUCUAACUUGCUACACCGAAGCUUUUCUAAGCUAUAAAGCUGUGACAUUAUUUUGUACUUUGUUUUGAAGUACAAGUGAAUUUUAUUCAUUCUCUUCAAAUUUGCUCUUGCACUUGCAUUUUUGUCUUACCUUUAAAACUGUGAUUCCAACUGCCUGUUUUUCUAGCUCAUUGCAAACUUGGCAAAUGAUAUUCUGGACGAAUACAUGUGCAUGGCUCUGGGUCUUGCUUUUCUCAUCACUUGUAUGUUUAUGUGCAGCAUGGAACUUUAAUAAAAUGUCCUUGGUCUUUUUUUAA
Mauremys mutica (yellowpond turtle) is the source of this 1756-nucleotide messenger RNA. It is a transcript of the gene VASH2, whose product is annotated as vasohibin 2. NCBI's taxonomy places the organism in Eukaryota, Metazoa, Chordata, Testudines, Geoemydidae. The record is from RefSeq and is a predicted model, not a curated record. Bases 281 to 1348 code for a protein of 355 amino acids. The transcript has 9 exons. Gene Ontology annotation, biological process: regulation of angiogenesis. Gene Ontology annotation, cellular component: cytoplasm.